Anisakis simplex (herring worm) is the source of this 1272-nucleotide messenger RNA. Lineage: Eukaryota; Metazoa; Nematoda; Chromadorea; Rhabditida; Anisakidae. The record is from the annotation of a GenBank genome assembly.
AUGCAAACGAUCAAUCGAGCGAAUGAGACAGAAUUAGCAAGCGUGCAAUUUUUUAUCGAUGCGCCCUUCACAAUUUGUGACAGCUUUGUUAGCAGGCUGAAAGCAGAGGAGCAAGUCAAACGAUGCCCUCAUAAUCUAUGGCACAACGGCGCAUUCUUGAUCAUAUUCUUUGCCGUGCUCAUCAUAGGUAGUGGUCGGCGUGUGGACGAUGGUUUAAAAUGGAUAUUUUAUCAUUCACCAGAUAUAUCUUCCCCUAAUCUUGAUUUGCGAAUAUACGGUAUAAUCCUCAGUGUGUUCUCUCUUCCUGGUUUCACUCUUUUCAUCAAAGCCGGAAUUCUCACGUAUUACGUUUUCCGAAGUUCACUGGAGCUGCAGUUUGUUGACAAGUUGGCCAUAUAUUUAUGUGCCGCGAUAACGAUGCUGUUCAUGCUUUUGCAAUCGCCAAGUGCGCUGAGAAAUAUCCGCCGUGAUCGUCAGCUUCGAAGUGAGAUGAAAUUAAUGAUCGAAAAUGAAAACAAGGGAGAGACACCACACAAUAAAGACGAGUUGAUUGACAAUGAGGUAAUUGGUCAUUUGGGAAAGUUGACUGAGGGAUAUCAGUCGGUGAAAAGGGCUGAGAUAAUUCGCAAAAUGAACGGAGAGCGGCUUAAUUCGAAAGACCUGUGUUCAGCAAUUCAUUUUUUGGAUGAAGAUUCAAGGGAUUUCUAUAAAGUUCUGUUUGGGGGUUUCUCCGAGGAAUUAACCAAAUAUUAUGGCGACAUGCAUAAGGAAGCGAGCUCUAAGGGUGCGGAAUUCUACGGAAGAUUGGUUCGCAAAUUACUGCGGGAUGAACUGUACUUGUUCGAUUUCUUCAACGAUCUCGAUACAGCACAUGAAAUGCUUAAAAUCUUCAAUAAAGAAUUGAUAGAACCGCAACGACAACAGGAAAUGAGCGGUGACCUAGAAUAUGUAGCGUAUAUGCGAGUGGACAGCAGUCAAAUGUUGAUGUUUGGACAGCAAGGUUACAGCAUGUUCGGUAAGCCAGUUCACUCUUGCCACUUCGUCGAAGAUGAAAUUGGAGGAAUUGAAUCGGUAGGCACCGAUUCGUUGGCCAUCGAAAAUCGUUGGCUCGAAACCGAAAACGACUUUUCCAACAGUGAUGUAACUGGUAACCGAGUGAUUCCUUUCGGUGGCUAUCACCGAGGCAAAUUUCGAGCACAGGUCGGCUUCGAUCAACAGGCAAGGAAGAUCAAAUUUCCAUACCACCGAUUGAAACCGGACGCGAUUGAUUAG